Molecule: messenger RNA, 654 nt
Organism: Paramecium tetraurelia
Lineage: Eukaryota; Ciliophora; Oligohymenophorea; Peniculida; Parameciidae
Exons: 3
Molecular function (GO): starch binding
Source: RefSeq, a predicted model, not a curated record
AUGGAAUCGUCUUAAAUCUUUUUUACAAUAAAUAAACAAGUCAAUUAUGGAGAAGCAAUCUAUGUAGUCUUUAAUUUCGCCAAUUGGAACUUGAGAGAGGCUUUUAGAAUGGAAUGUCAAAAGAUUGAUCAAUGGAGUAGGGAAAUCGAGAUCUCCUGUCCUUACUUUGAGUACAAAUAUGUUAUUGGACAGUACGAUAACAUAUUGGAAGGGGAAAUAGUCUGGGAAGAAGGGCCAAAUAGAUCUUCUGAAAACUUGAAAUUAUUGCAAAUGAGUUAGAGUAAAAUCUAAUUCACAGAUGUGUGGGAGAAAAGAAAUUUGAUGUUCUUCCUACUAGACAAAGAGCAAAAUAGAAAGAGGAAAAAGUGCCUGGAACAUGACAUCCUAUUAUUUGGAUAAGUGAAGGCUUUGAAUUCACCAGUUAAAUUUUCUAAUUGUUAAUUAAGCUAAAAAUCAUAAUUAUACUAUAUAAAUUUACAACUUGAACCAGACGAGAUUACCACCCCUAUACAAAUCCAAAUCUACAUGCAGACUCAAUUUAAAAAACGUUUCAUAGAAAUUAUCUCCAAAAAUGUUAAACUGGACUUCAGAAAUAAACCAAUCAAUAUCUGUGAAGAAAUAUUACCUGAAUCUAAAUGCUACCUUCUCAAAUGA